Punica granatum (pomegranate) is the source of this 1559-nucleotide messenger RNA. Lineage: Eukaryota; Viridiplantae; Streptophyta; Magnoliopsida; Myrtales; Lythraceae. The record is from RefSeq and is a predicted model, not a curated record.
CAAACCGCACCCAACCCCAAAGUCAAUAAGGGCAACCUCUCUCUUCCCUUUGCUUUUGCCCCUUCGAAGACUCCCUCCUUCUUCUCCUCUCUGCUUUGCUUUGCCCGAAUCAGACUCUCUCUCCCGCUCUCUCUCUCUCUUUGCGACUGUAAAGCUCUGAGCAGAGCUUCUUGAUCGCUUUUGGAGGUCGAUCUGUCAGGUGCGUUCGUGGCGAUUUCGAUGUCUUUGACGUCAGCGUAGGAGGGUACAUGUUAAGUGGCAGCGCAAGGAGAGGCUGAAUUAUAUGGACAACCUAUGCUGCUUCAAUUCCUUGUACUCCCAGUUGGUAGGAGGAAGUUCCUCAUGUAGCUCGGGCAAGGGGAGAAGCUCCCAUGCCCCGAUCAAGUAUGGUUUUAGUUUAAUGAAAGGGAAAGCCAAUCAUCCAAUGGAAGAUUAUCAUGUGGCUAAGUUUGUCAAAGUCAAGCAUCACGAACUUGGGCUUUUUGCAAUUUUUGACGGACAUCUUGGAGACAGCGUGCCUGCGUACCUUCAGAAACACUUGUUCUCGAACAUCCUUAAGGAGGAAGAAUUUUGGACCGAACCAGCCCGCUCCAUUGCAAAAGCGUAUGAGAGAACAGACGAAGCCAUCCUCUCUCACAGCCCAGACCUAGGACGGGGUGGGUCCACAGCUGUCACUGCGAUCCUUAUUGAUGGGUGCAAAUUGUGGAUAGCUAAUGUUGGAGAUUCACGAGCAGUCCUCUCGAGGAGGGGUCAGGCAGUUCAGCUAUCAAUCGACCAUGAACCGAACACGGAGAGGGGCAGCAUCGAGGAUAGAGGUGGUUUUGUCUCAAACAUGCCAGGGGAUGUUGCCCGUGUGAAUGGACAGCUGGCAGUUUCUCGUGCCUUUGGAGACAAGAACCUUAAGUCUCACUUAAGAUCUGAUCCCGAUAUUGUAAGUGCUGAUGUAGAUACUGACACCGACAUCCUCAUUCUUGCAAGUGAUGGUCUUUGGAAGGUCAUGUCUAAUCAAGAGGCAGUUGAUAUUGCGAGGAAGACAAAGGACCCGCAGAGAGCUGCCAAGAACCUCGCGGCGGAGGCACUGAAUCGGGACAGCAAGGACGAUAUCUCCUGCAUCGUGAUCCGUCUAAAGGGCUAAAAGAUAAACAGAAUGCCCCAAAAGGAAGAUUCAAGAGGUAUUGUCAAUGUAUACAUAUUGAUGUAUCCAUACCUUGAUGGGGGAUUUGUAUAUUUUUACAUGGGUCUAUCAAUUAUUGCAUGCGUUUGCAAUUCUUUAGACCAAAAAGGAAGAAAAAGGGAAAAGUUUGCUGCAUCAGAUUUCCAAUUUGCAAUAUGGUUUCAUAGGGUCUUAAGUUGGUUGUAAGUCUCUCUACCCUUUUGCUGCAAGAUUCGGGUUCUCGCACUCCGGUUUGUACAGCUUGUGGUUGCUUUGAUUCCUUGUAGAUUCAUGCAGGGUUGAUUCUGUGUAAUUUGCAUACUCGACUCUUCUAGAAGCCGCGCAAACACGGUUGUGGAUAUAUAAAUUAUCAGUAAAUGGUGAUGCAAAUAAUUGUUUUAUAGAA